Messenger RNA from Meleagris gallopavo (turkey), 1296 nucleotides. The record is from RefSeq and is a predicted model, not a curated record. Lineage: Eukaryota; Metazoa; Chordata; Aves; Galliformes; Phasianidae.
CAGGUCUAUAGCACGCGAGCUGUCACUCCCCCAGCUAUGCCUGUGGACCUGGCCAUGCGGCUCUGCCUGAGCCGCUCACCCCCUAUUCGCAAGCUACUGAAUUCCUAUGAGGAGCUCCGGGGCAGCCGGGGACGCAAACCCCUCCGCUCCUGUCUGAACCUGAAACAGAGCACAGAUCGUGAGCCUGAAUGGAGAGAGAACACCAAGAGCUCUAAAAAUCAAAAGAAGAAGAGGGUGGUAUUUGCUGAUAUGAAGGGGCUCUCGCUGACAGCUGUCCGAUUCUUCUCAAAGAUCGAGGAGGACCUCUGUGAUUUGCAGCAUGCCCUGUCAGACCUCACCUGCUUCCGGCCCAGGCUCCGGGACUCGCACUCAGAAGCAGGCAGGUAUGUGCUGGACUUCCCACAACCCUCUGCAGACUAUGCAACCUUCCGCAGCCGCCUGCUCAGCAACCUGGUCUGCCUGGAGAGCUGCCUGAUCCAGGACCAUGCCCUGUCUGGGACAGUGAAGGUCAGAAACAUUGAGUAUGAGAAGAAAGUCCUUAUCCGCAUCACCUUUGACGGCUGGAAGAGCUUCCGAGACAUCUCCUGCCAGUACAUGCAUAGCACGUAUGGCUCAGCAGACAUGGACACCUUCUCCUUUGAGCUCUCCCUUCCCAAAUCCUCUAGCUCCUGCAAGGCCACAGAGUUCUGCAUCUCCUUCCGCUGUGGGCAGAAGACCCACUGGGACAACAACCAGGGGAAGAACUACAGGAUCUACCACGUGGGUGUGAUUCGUUCACCUUCCCAUGCUGUGAAGAGUGCCAAGGGGGCCCGGGAGCACCUUGGCACCUCCCGGGCUGCUGCCCUCGUCCUUUCUCACCUGCAGAGCUGGCGCCAUUCAGAGCCCCAAGCCCCGUACUGGUAGGGAGGUGCUUUGGAGGGGCUGUAGGUUCCUUCUGUCUCUGCUUUGGUACAAGGGCCCUUGCGGGGGUAUGGGGGCAGUGGCAACAGCAGCAAGUGCCGCUCCCAGCUCUGUUAGCUUCUCCACGAGACUGGCUGGCUACGGUACAAGCAGCUGCUGGACUUCAAAGCUGGACCCCGCUCUAUUGUCAGCUGGAAGCCGUUUCGGUGAAAUUCCUGCCGUGUAGCGUCCGGGCAGCGCUAGCGCGAGAGUACAGGAGUGACAGCGGGGCGAAGCGGGCUGUCCCCGCGUGUGCUCCGGUGCGAGCCUGCGGUGCGAUCAGCGGGACAAGUGCCUUCGUGCAGCCGGAGGGAGCGGCUCGGGGCCGUCGCGGCGGAGUGGAGGCAGAAGCGGCGG